Molecule: messenger RNA, 7335 nt
Organism: Paramuricea clavata
Lineage: Eukaryota; Metazoa; Cnidaria; Anthozoa; Malacalcyonacea; Plexauridae
Source: the annotation of a GenBank genome assembly
CUUCUAAUCAGAAGGGCGGGUAACCUGUAAUGUGCUUCAUUUUCAUUCGAUUGGAAGGCGUGCAGUUUUCAGUUUGUUGAACAAGUCCAACAAUUCUCUCUAUCUAGGUCGAGGAAAAUGUUGAAGAAAGUAAGACAAGUUGUUCUUCAUCUGAUGAGGCGAAAAUCAUGGACGAAUUUGAGCGAAAAAAGAAAGAACUGGAGGAAUUGCAAGGAGAACAAAUGCGAUUACAAAUGAUGCAACUAGAAGAACUGCGAAUGAAAUAUGAAUUAAUUAAGAAGAAACAAGAAAAAGAUCGGCAAAACCUUUUAAAACAACAAAAAGAAAAGAUAUUGAAGAUGAGAUUACAACAAGAAGACGUGGACUCUGCAGAGGUUAUUAUUAUAUAUAUAUGAUGUUUUUUGUUUGUUUUUUAGACCGUGAUUAUUCCACGAAUGUGUACAUUAUAGAUAUACAUAGGCAACAAUAUCAUCUGGCAUAGUCAUUUCUUUUCACGAUUUUGAACAACAUUUUGUCAGUUGCAUUAACGUAACCCUGUACAUAAUCUUAGAGCUAAUAUUGCAAAGGUUUACGGUAAUAUUUAUAUCCACGUCCUGACAUUAUUUCAUAACGUUUAGUGGUUGCUUAUUGUCUUUCAUUCCAGGAAAGCUCGUCUGAUUCCAAAUUAUCUGAAGGUUCAGCGUCAGUUAAGCAAAGCAUUAGAGAUCCAAGACUAAAGAAACAAGUGACAGACAACAAGACAGAUACCUCCACUAACAAUGUUGAAGCUGAAAAACUGGAAGAAGAACCGUCUGCAGUAAAGACAGCGACUAUUGUUGAUAAUGCAGUAAAGACAGCGACUAUUGUUGAUAAUGCAGUACAGACAGCGACUAUUGUUGAUAAUGCAGUAAAGACAGCGAAUAUUAUUGUUGAUCAUGUAGUAAAGACAGCGACUAUUGUUGAUAAUGCGGUAAAGACAGCGACUAUUGUUGAUAAUGCAGUAAAGACAGCGACUAUUGUUGAUAAUGCGGUAAAGACAGCGAGUAUUGUUGAUGAUGCAGUAAAGACAGCGAGUAUUGUUGAUGAUGCAGUAAAGACAGCGAGUAUCGUUGAUAAUGCAGUAAAGACAGCGAGUAUUGUUGAUAAGCCUGUUGAUAAAGUAGGAUUUGAUCUGGAGUUUGUUCCUCUUGAUAAAGAUGAUGAUACCGUGAAAACAACGCCUUCUUUGACAUAUAAUAGAGAUAGACCUUUGGGUAAAAAUAGAUACUUUAGGAAAGAUCCUAAGGCUAAAAUAACGAAGAGCGAUAGUGACUCAGGUUCGGACUUUGCAGAUAGCAAGGUCUCCAGCAGUGAUUCACACGAAGCUAAAAAACGAUUACGUGGUAUUGGACAUCGCAAUUAUAGACAGAGACUGGAGCCUACUAAAGAAAAUGAUCGACAUGAAACAUUGGAUGAGAGAAAGAGAAGUGAUAGAGGGCGAGGUAGAAGACGACACUCGGGAGAUCGACCGGGGAAUCAUUCAAAUGAGAGAGAGCCCACUACAGGUCAUGAUCGCCCUGAUGGCCGAGAUCAUCACCGUCCAGGUGAACAUUCUGACGACCGAUUGGGUAAACGUCGUGGUGACUUCCCUGAUGCGCCAGACCGUCCUGGAGUACGUCCAGGUGGUAACCGUCUAGGAGAACGUCCAGAUGAAAUUGGUCGUCGUGGCGACCGUCCUGGUGAGCAUCCGAACCGUCCUGGACCACGUGAUCUUGGAGAUCGUCCUGGACGUCGACCUGACGAUCAUUCUGGUAGAGGCCGUCCUGGCGACCUUCAUGGAGAACGUCCUAGAGGCCGCCUAUCGAAGCGUCCAGGUGACAUUGGACACAGACAUCCUGUGAGAAGAGAACAUGAUGAAUAUGAAAGUAUCCAUGGUAGCAGGCUUGAUCGUCGUGAAGAGUGGACCAGAGGUCGUGGACAACGCAGGUAUUGCACUAAUUUACGAACGUGCACGACAUUUUAACAUUAGAGACUAGAGAGGUUAAGAUACCCCGGUUUCGGUGUACGUGUACGGGUAGCAUGAUUUUGGUUAGCAAUAUUUUCGUCGAUGUCUGUACCUUUACUCGUAAUUAAGGUGCACAUUUUUCGCAUUAUAUCAUUGUCUAUUGCAAGAAAACAGAAAAUGUAUGAUCGAAUUACAGACAUCAGUAAAACAAGAUGACACUACUCGUACCCGUACACCGAAACUGGGGUAUCUUAACCUCUCUAUUAUUAGGCUGUGUUGGUUAGAGCGCUGCACCGGAGGACCGCAGGUUCGAUUCCUGCCAGGAACCUAAAGUUGCAUUUUUCGCAAAGUCUGUUCCUGGUCAGGUCUAAUAAAUGUCUAUAAAUUUCCACUCGACAAUUUCCAUCUACAAUACCCUUCAACUGUUUUAACAUUACCCUUUAUGAAGCAGGCUCUAGCUAUGGAUGCACCAACUACUAUAAUUGUGUAAUGUGUUGCUGGCACGUUAUUAAUAAACGCACAAAACAUCUUAACCAGUGUUCUUUACUGGACUACAACUCAACAGCAACUCCCGAUUACAACAGUUCAGCGCUAUUUACACAAUUACUAACGCCAGUUACAAGAUCACGACUACAAACAUGUGACGACUGCAACUGGUUCCAUGUACAAACCCAUUAACACUGCACGCAACAAUUGUAUUGCAUUUCUACAUUGUAUAGUAUACAAAUAAUGAAUGUUUCUUCGUGCAAUGGUAAGAAUAUUUUCAUGAGGUGAAAGAUGGAAUGUUCCAUUCAACGAGGCGACAGCCGAGUUGAAUGGAACAUUCCAUCUUUCACCGAAUGAAAAUAUUCUUACCAUUGCACGAAGAAACAUUCAUUAUUUGUUUUAUAUAAUACCAAAAUAGACUAAUAGAUUCGUAUGAGAAGCAUUUUGAGGGAUGCGAUUUAUCGAAAACACAAAGAGUGCAAUUGUACUAUACGUUUUAUUCCAUUGCACUCGCGGAGAGUGCAAUGGAACGUGUUCCAUUGCACUCUUGGGAAAUGGAAUUUUCUAUUCAAUAUCACGUGACCAUAAACAGCCAAUUAAACGAUUAGAAUUUAAUAAGGUAUUAUAUAAUUCUAUAUAUACAUUGUAUUUAUGAAAAGGAUUGCAACCGAGGUAUUUUCUUAUACAGUAAGUGUAAUAAUUGUAUUUGGUAGACCACACCGAGGGCAUUUAUUGGAAGGAAACAUGGAUGGACGACUUCGACAUCCUCAACCAGUUGAUAACACAGGUAGAUUACCAGACAGGAGGGAUCAAGGUUUCGACCGACCUGACGGAGUGGCGUUUGAAUGUAGUCCUGGGGAGGAACCGCCGUUUAAGAAAUCACGAUCAUCGCCACCUAGACCGUUGUUCAGUGAAAAAGAAAUAUCCGAGAUCCGAGAGAAACGUCACGAUUCACCUGAUCAUCCGUUUGAACAAACUGGAUAUCAUGAACCAUGGCGACAUGAAAACAUUAGACAACCACCACCUGAAUUCUUUGAUAAUCAAGGACCUCACCUAGGACUCAGACCACCUCAUUUUCCUCUUCCGCGAGAUGCGCCAUUUGCACCUCGAGGUAUGCCGAGAGAAUUUUUACGUCCUCCGCAACACUUCCCUGGUGAGCUAGAAAUUCCUAUGGAACUCGCACUGGAUAACGAAUCAGAAAUUUUAAGAAGUGUAAGUUUUUGUGCGUAUAUACUGCAUGUACAACAGAUGGUGGAAAAUAGUGCGAAUUGGUAGCAAGUAACUAAAAAAUAAGAGAGAUUUUGUGCUCCUUGAAGUGUCAACAUUCAUCUGCGGUUGACCGCCAUAUGUUGCCUGCAAUGUAACGUUUACUGAAACUACUUAAUUUUUCAUUCACCACAAUUCUGUAAGUUGUAUGAUAUAGUAUUGGUCGUCUCUUCAUACCAGGCGUUCUAACAUAUGAACUUGCUCAUAAGUAAUAUACGAUAUAAAAAUAUAUUGAGAAUCAUGUAGUAAAUCUUAGUAAUAUUAUUAAAUGAAUGAACUGUAGUGUAGAAUGAGUACCAGAAAUUACAAUACAAAUACGUAAGUCGUACUGCAUGGCAAAACAAAACUAAUAGAACUGAAAAUGUUUAACUUUACUAUUAUUUAGGCCGAGCAUCGUUUACGUACAGGUGACCUAUCUUUAGAACAACACCAUGAAUUAUUGGAAAAACUUCAUCAGUUUUAUGAACUUCAAAAGUGGCAACGUCGUCGUAGUCUUGAUAUGCAACCACAUCAUGAGCCACCUCAACCUCCAUUACACCCGCAUGCUGCUGGCAUUCCUCCUCAGAGUAGACCACCUGAUACACAUUUAAAUAAUGAUCGCAUUCAAAGUAAGUCAUUGUUGAUUGAAAUAUUAUUGUUCAAAUUGUGUCCUAGGCCACAAUUAUCUUUCUAAGUUUUCAACUAGAUUUAUUUUGCGAAUGUCAAUAGAAUCUAUAUAGACCGAUUCGAAAAAUGGUUGUCAUUCUUUUUUCUUCCGAAAUUAAUUUCGAUCAAGGUGAUCACUGCCGCCUUAUGGAAUACUUCAAGACUGUAUUAGUUUUACAAAAUAUAAUAUGAUACCUACAUGUAUCAUCAUUGCAUGUUAGACCAAAUUUUAAUCUAAGCAGAGAAAAGGGAAUCAAACACCACAGCUAAAAGGAACAUACUGAAAUUAGUAAAAGUGGAAAAUUUGGCUGCGAAAUGUUGUAAAGCUUGGAAAAUAUAGCCUUGCAAAGUUUGCAUAUUUUCACUAUAUUUGUAUUACGAGCGGAAAUUGUUACCAUUUUCGGCUCAAAAAUGGUAACAAUUCCGCGCGUAAUACAAAUAUACUGAAAAUAUGCAAACUUUGCAAAGCUGUAUUUUCCAAGCUUUACAACAUUUUGCAACCAAAUUUUGCAAGUUUACUAAUUUUAAUAAGUUCUUAAUGGGAAUUUACUUUUUUUUGCCUAGAUCAGCUAGAUCAAAAAUUUGUCUAACAUGCAAGUUGUCUAUUAUCUUUUAGGAAUUAAAUCUUUCAAAUACCAGAGUUUCUGCUAGAUUUAGCAAAGAAAACUGACUAGCCUCGUUCGCUUACAUGGAUUUUUUUUCAAUCUUAAACUCUUGCACUUGCCUUUAAAUAGAAAUCUCUGUUGAAAUAUUGUUUAUUAGCCUAGUAAUGCAUAUAAAAUAAUGCAAAAUUGUGGCGGCUACUUUUUGAAUCGGUCAAUUGACAGAACAGAAUGAUGUUUAGAAAUUUAGCCUGACCUGAUGUAUACAUACUACGGUAAAUUUUUUGAGGUGUAAAUGCGCCAAAUCCCGAUUCGUUUGAAUUCCACUAUGGCAUCGUAUACUUCAAACUAGCCCAUGUUGAACCCGAUUAGCGAAUUUAUAGUAAAUCAACAGAAACUAGGUUAGCUUUAACCUGAGGAUGAACCUAUACUAGGAAGGACCUACUGUUUAGAAGUAACAAUAUGAGGAAAUGAACCCAACCACUAGAAAAAGCAACUCAAGAGUAGGAACACAACAUUUGACCACAUUUAGUGGAUAAAUACAGGAUGAUUACUGAGCUUUAAUUUUUCUAUUUUGAAAUGUAUGGGGUUUUGAGGGUUUUAGUGGACGGACGUCCCCCAAUACAAUGUAUUUUAGAAUGAAUUUCCCAAUCUUCAAAUGCUUGUUAUUCAUACGUACAUAUGUCUUCACAUGUGGCCAAACUUUGUGUACCUGAGCUGAUCUUCCAUUGGUUAAAUUCAUUUUGCUACUUUUUAACACUGCGUCCCAGUUUAUAAUAGUAUGAUUACUGUCCGCUUCGUUCUGUCACACAACCAUAAUUUCAGGCGCUAUAAAUACACCAUGAAACGGUUAUAAAUUGAUAUGUCACAGUCGCUUUGCCCUUAACUUGAUAGGUUUCCUUCUUUAUGACAAUUAUUAUCAUUCUUCAUUCAGUGCCUGUGCCAGAAAGAAUGAUGCUUGGUGAACCUCUAUCUGAUAUGUUGGCUCGUCAACCACAUCUCGUUCACCCUGCUGACAUGACGGGAGAGGAUAGACCACAAUCUCCUAUGGCUGAUCCCCUGUUACCUCGUAAUCAUGAACCCGAUGUUCUACCUGAAAAAAUACAUCCUGCUGAAGGUAAGAUCAUUAUUGUCUUCCAGUGACGGAUUUCUUUUACUCCGCGGAACUUUUCAACUCAAUUUGUAUUGGAUGAUGUUGAACAUCGGGAUAGGAUAUGAUUAUAUGAAGCUUGACCGUUGUUCACUCAUGACUUACGUAUACAAUGUAAGCUAGAUUUUCAGCGCAGUCUGUCGUUUUAGAGCUUUCUCUUCAUUGCUACAUUCACGACUGCCAUUCACUUCUGACUGAGACCAUAAGUUCGAAUUUCUCUAUGAGAUCAAGGCACUCCUGGUAGCCCUGGUCACAGAAUAGGAAGUUAUACCAGAAGCGUAACUCUAGUCGUUUCCCUUAUUGUUUGACGUCCACGAAAAUUUUAACUCGCUCACGUCAGGCCACGCCAUCCUGGCUAGUACAGCCAGAAGAUUUUAUCAGGAUUUGGUAGGUACAAAGUGCCGGUUGUACUAGCCAGGAUGGCGUGAUUGAUGACGAAUCGCUUGUAAAAACGCGGACAAAUAUUUGCUCGAGUUGCGCUUCUGGUAUAACUUCCUAUUCUGUGCCCUGGUGGAGUGGAUUUUUUCACGUACUCUGAUUUCUUAGAUCGAUAGCUCAAUCGAGCAUCAGCCUCGUUUGCUGAGUAUGCGAAUUCAAAUCCCGCUUGAGCCAACUUUAUGUUGACAGUAUUGCAUGGCUUUUCUCGCACUAUUGAUUUGAAUACAUGCGUGAAUAGCCUGGGCUAACUACUUCAUAAAACAUACAAUAACAUGUAAUAGUAUACUUGAUAUAAUUAAUACAUCAGUGAAAGGCCCCCAAGGGCUUAGAGCUGAACAUUGUAGGUACAAUAAAGGAAUACCAAAUGGCGCGGGAUUUUACGACACUUUCGGAAAGCGUUAAAAAUCAAGCCUCAGACGAGGUUUUUACGAAAGUCGAGCAACAUCCCAAGUAGAUGGAUGACGCUAUCCUGCACGGAAAACCAUUUGGUAAUUGUUUUAUAAAAUAACUACAGUGAAACAACGGUUAACUUUACUAAAACUUGCUCUGUCCUCUUUACAGAUGAAAAUCCGCCAUCCAACUUAGUAAUGGAAAAACAAACAGUAGAUGAUUUGUUUAAGAGAUUGAUGGAUGUUGGUAUCAUAACCAAAGUAAACCAAGGAUUAUCUCCAGCCAGAGUAGUGACACCGCCUGUAGUGGAAGCACAUGUUUUGAAAGAAAUUCCUAUUCCACAAAUACCAGAAUUGCCAGAAAUAAAGUUAACAUUGGACCAUCUUCGCAGGUAA